Messenger RNA from Acyrthosiphon pisum (pea aphid), 1224 nucleotides. RefSeq names its product calcineurin-like phosphoesterase domain containing 1 (gene Cpped1). Lineage: Eukaryota; Metazoa; Arthropoda; Insecta; Hemiptera; Aphididae. Bases 136 to 1038 code for a protein of 300 amino acids. The transcript has 6 exons. Gene Ontology annotation, molecular function: hydrolase activity. The record is from RefSeq and is a predicted model, not a curated record.
CGGAUCCACAGUGUGAACGACGCCUUUAGAAGCGUGUUGCUGUUUUGUACGUACGACAACAGUUUUUCCAACGAAUUCCACGAGACUGGUCGCAUCCAUCGAGGUAAAUGUGCAUGAAUCAUUCAUUUCACGAAAAUGACCGAAAGUAUUAAUCAAACCGUAAAAUGGAAUAAGCACAAGAUUGAAGAAAACAUUGGAAAUGAUCAAUUUAAAAACAAUCAAUUAUGGACUGAAAAUUUUUACUUUGUGGUUGCGGCUGACCCUCAAUUUGGAUACAUUAGGCCACCUGUAGAACGAGAUUCUAGAGACUGGAAAAUAGAAAUGGAUAAAGCUAUUUUUGCAAUAGAUAAAAUUAAUAAUUUGUCUCCAAGACCACAAUUUCUAGUUAUCUGUGGCGAUUUAGUAAAUGAAAUGCCUUAUAAUGAAACUGUGCUAAAUGAAUUACAAGUAAAUGAUUUUAAGAAGGUUUUCUCAAAAUUACACCCCUCUAUACCUCUGGUUUGUGUGUGUGGAAAUCAUGAUAUUGGUAAUACCCCAGAUGAAAAUUCAGUCAAAAAAUACCGUGAUAAUUUUGGCCAAGAUUAUUUUUCAUUUUGGUGUGGUGGAGUACUGUUUUUAGUGUUAAACUCCCAAUAUUAUAAAAACGGAUGUGAUGUUGAUAAAUUUGCUGCGAAACAAGAUCAAUGGUUAACUGAAAUAUUGAGUAAAUACAAGGGUCAAAGAAUAAUUGUAUUUCAACACAUACCGUGGUUUUUAAGUAAGCCGGAUGAGGAAAUUUCCUAUUUCAAUAUGGAAAAAAACAUCAGACAUGAAAUGCUUGAAAAACUGUGUGCAGCUGGUGUGUCUCAUGUUUUUUCUGGCCAUUACCACAGAAACUCAACUGGAUUCUAUAAAAACCUUGAAAUAGUUACUACUUGUGCACUUGGAGCUCCAUUGGGAGAAGAUCCUUCUGGACUAAGAGUAGUGAAAAUGUAUGAAAACAAUGUUAUACAUACAUAUUAUCCUCUAGAACAAUUGCCAAGCUCUAUUCAAAAUUAAAAUAUUUAGUAUAAUUUGAAAUGUUUACAAUAUGUAAAUCCAUACGAUUUUAAUAAAGAGGCCAUAUUAAUUAUAAUAUUUUAUAUUAGUGAUCAAUGAUAAUGAUAAUGCAUGUCAAUUAAAUACCAAAAAAUUUAUUUAAAUAAUAUUAAUUUAUUGUUAAAUACAAAUUUAAAUAAUAUUUUA